AUGGCUAACAGAAUUUUAUUGUGCCUGUUGAUAGUGUGUGUGGCGACAGACUUAACAUAUUGUAAGUUUGGAAGAAGCGGCGGCCGAAGCUCCGGAAGAUCAAGCUCUAGUGGAAGAGGAUGGGGAUCGAGCAGUAGCCAUUCGAGCUAUAAGCCUUCGUCUAGUUAUAGCUCUGGUUCAAGCUGGAGUUCCGGUUCUAGUUGGAAGCCAUCGUCAAGUUAUGGGCACAGCUACCCAUCUUCGUCUUCAGGACUAUCAGGUUCCGGGUCUUAUAAACCUAGUUAUCCAUCGUCAUCAUCAGGUUUGUCUGGUUGGAGUAAGCCUAGCUACCCAUCAUCGUCGUCAGGACUAUCAGGUUCCGGGUCUUAUAAACCUAGUUAUCCAUCUUCAUCAUCAGGUUUGUCUGGUUUUGGUUGGAGUAAGCCCAGCUACCCAUCAUCUUCGUCAGGACUAUCAGGUUCCGGGUCUUCUAAACCUAGUUAUCCAUCGUCAUCAUCAGGUUUGUCUGGAUUUGGUUGGAGUAAACCCAGCUACCCGACUUCAUCGUCGGGCCUUUCUGGUUCAGGAUCAAGUAAACCCAGCUACCCUUCUUCAUCAUCGGGCCUUUCUGGUUCAGGAUCAAGCAAGCCCAGCUACCCUUCUUCAUCUUCAGGGCUUUCUGGCUCAAAGCCCAGUUACCCAUCAUCAUCGUCUGGAUCAUCUGGAAGCCGACCUUGGUAUCCGACGUCGACAGGGCUGUCUGGAUCGGGAACAUCAGGGAGUUAUGGUACAAAUAAUUACAAACCUUCAUAUGAUACUUCUUAUCACCCCAGCAACACCUACAAUACACACAGCGUUUAUGGAUCAGGGUCGUACAAUCAUGGCUAUGGCGGUAAUACACAUACAACGUAUAUUAUUCCUCCAAAUUAUCAUGCGCACCCACAGUAUGUCUACGUUAAUGAAUACCGGAAUUCAGGAAGCCGUUUUGGAGAUGUAUUAACUGGUUUGACAUUGUACAACAUGGGGCGUUCUCACAGCCACUACCACGAUCAUUAUUAUUACGAUGAUUACUAUAGAAGCCGCUAUAAUUCACCCAGUGGAGGAUACAGCACCAACAGUUAUACACAUAGUGCGUCUCCUAAAGAUGAAGCUACCUGCACAUUAAGAAUUAAAGAAAACGAAAAAUUAGAAGUAUUAAAGAUACCAUGUGCAAUCGUCUCAACAUUUGUAGAAGACGGAAAUCGUUCAAACUACACACAAACACAAACGCAAUCUACUACUUGUAUUACACAAGUUACUAUUACAAAUGACAAUAAAACAGAAAUACCAGCAAAUGCUUCAAUUAAUAUUAUAAGCACUACAACAUUAUCUUCCAACAUCUCUCAAGAAUCUACAACACAUUCUUCUAUUAUAGGUCAAAAUUCUACAGAACAAGCAUCUAUAGCUCCCGUUAACUCUACAGAAAAAUCGUUUACUUCACAAAACUUUACAACUACAGCUCCCGUAGAUUCUCAAAACAUUACAGUACUGGGCAUCAUUAUACCUCAAAACACUUCCAUGCAAACUUCAGUUUCUUCUCAAAACACUACAGCUAAUGCUUCUGUUAUUUCACUGAACUCUAAAAUGUCCGCAACUGGUAAUAUUACAAUGGUGAACACUACAUCAUGCACAACAGUUUCAAAUACUACCGAUCCUCUUAAGGUCAAGGGUCCUCCAGUGAACGCAAAGAACAUGGAAUGUACAGUUGAUAUUAUGACGAAAGAUCAUCGUAUAAGAAAUAAAAUCGAUUGCAAUAUUUUAUUACAAUAUGCUAAGAUGCCUGAAAAUAAUGAAGUAAUAGAAACGGGGAGCGCUGUUUUACCAUCGAGAAGUAAAAUGAAAUCAUGGCUCGCUAACCCUCCUUGGUGGCUGUCAUUAUUUAUUGCAGUGUAA
Parnassius apollo (apollo) is the source of this 1911-nucleotide messenger RNA. NCBI's taxonomy places the organism in Eukaryota, Metazoa, Arthropoda, Insecta, Lepidoptera, Papilionidae. The record is from the annotation of a GenBank genome assembly.